CAAUAUUUGUUUCCAAAUCCGACUCAAGCUCAACGAUGCAGAGGUUACAGAUUAGUUCUCGGCCAUCAGAAGAGUUUCUGAUUAAUAUCUCGUCGGAUUCUUCAAGCUCCGACGAUCUCGUGGUCGCCAAGAAGGAGAUGAUGCCUCAGAGUAAUAGUUACAAGUCUGUUAAUGGAGAGAGAGCUAUUCAUAUAAUCCCUCUUGUUCUGUUUCUAUGUGCUCUUGUUCUUUGGUCUUUUUCAAGUGCUACUACUAAUCUCAAAUGAUGUACGUGAAGGAAUAGACCUUUGUUAAUUUGUGAU
This is a messenger RNA of Eruca vesicaria subsp. sativa (arugula), 302 nucleotides long. The record is from the annotation of a GenBank genome assembly. Lineage: Eukaryota; Viridiplantae; Streptophyta; Magnoliopsida; Brassicales; Brassicaceae.